Messenger RNA from Cyphellophora europaea CBS 101466, 462 nucleotides. RefSeq lists its product as uncharacterized. The record is from RefSeq and is a predicted model, not a curated record. The transcript is spliced from 2 exons. The coding region runs from base 1 to 462 and encodes 153 amino acids. NCBI's taxonomy places the organism in Eukaryota, Fungi, Ascomycota, Eurotiomycetes, Chaetothyriales, Cyphellophoraceae.
AUGGCCACUAACAUCAAUGUCUCUGAUCGCGGCCCUGCCACUUACAAAGUGGUUGCCUCUGCCGAGCGGAAUGCCAAGCCCGUCACUACCGAUGAGCAUACUCAUCGAACCACCUCUCAUGAUGUCGUAGCUACAACCAACAAGCACCCCAAGACAUCUCACUGGCCCAUCGUCGACCUCAUGAACUCGCAGCCCUAUUCCUACCUCCACCGAGCUGGGUCGGGGCCGACAGCCACGAUCGACACCACCUGCUCCAAGUCCAGCUCACACGCAGAGGACAUCGACCUCUCCGCAGACCCUGGAGCAGGCAAACGUAUUGACCUAUAUCUGUCCAACAUGCCACAGGGCCUCGUCGCCAAGCCUGGCAACAACCAUAAAGACAUGGGUCCCAUGGAGAGGUUCGUCGCUGAGACACAUGGGUUAUACAAGAGGAAGUCAGCCACUAAAAAGCCACUUCUGUAG